AUGUUGGAGGUUAUAAAUGGAUUUCUUUUGGUUUACUUUGUUCUGUUGUGUACACUCAGUGUUUUAGUUCCUCAAUUGGUGAAGCCAAUUGCGGCAUGUUUUGCUAGGCCAUCGAAUGAGGAGCGAUCGGUAUGGUCAGAAAUACUCAAACUUAAAGCGGAACAAAAAGGCAUUUCUAUGAAAGAUGAGUUCGCCGCUUAUUCCAAGCUGCAGAGGAAAAUCAAUAAACUAGAAAGUCAGUUGAAAGAUGAUUCACAAACACGUAUUGGGAAGAAUUUAGCUGUUAAAAGUACUAUACAGUUGGUUCUUCAAGUUGUUGUGGGUGUCACGACGGUACUGUCUGUCAUAUGGUUUAGGCGGGAACCCAUUGUCGCCUUGAAAGGAGAUCUGUUUCCUUUAACAACCAUGCUAAGGUACCCCAGUGACAUGCCAAAUGCUAUCUCCACACAUGUCUGGGUGCUAAUAACUAAUGUUUCCAUCAGAACUCUUCUAAAGCCUGUUAUUUCUUAG
Messenger RNA from Spodoptera exigua (beet armyworm), 510 nucleotides. NCBI's taxonomy places the organism in Eukaryota, Metazoa, Arthropoda, Insecta, Lepidoptera, Noctuidae. The record is from the annotation of a GenBank genome assembly.